AGAACCGAAUGACCCUCACUUGUACAUGCUCCCCCGUGGUCGUGGCCAAGAACCGUUAAAUGGGGCUGCUACGUUUGGUCAGAUGUACUCUAUGCGCAACCAUGCGUGGAAUGUGAUAGGCAAGAUCUCACAGACGGUUAUAUCGUCUCGGAAGUAUUCGCAUCGACAACCGGAUGGUAACGAAUCUAAGACAAAGAUUGGCCCGGAUGAUUUUGACGAGUUUGAGCUGGUUUCGGUAUGA
This is a messenger RNA of Sphaeroforma arctica JP610, 241 nucleotides long. RefSeq lists its product as hypothetical. NCBI's taxonomy places the organism in Eukaryota, Ichthyosporea, Ichthyophonida. The annotation marks the transcript as partial. The record is from RefSeq and is a predicted model, not a curated record. The transcript is spliced from 2 exons.